Messenger RNA from Rhea pennata, 2843 nucleotides. It is a transcript of the gene GPC1, whose product is annotated as glypican 1. Gene Ontology annotation, biological process: regulation of protein localization to membrane; cell migration; negative regulation of fibroblast growth factor receptor signaling pathway. The coding region runs from base 40 to 1692 and encodes 550 amino acids. Lineage: Eukaryota; Metazoa; Chordata; Aves; Rheiformes; Rheidae. The record is from RefSeq and is a predicted model, not a curated record. Gene Ontology annotation, molecular function: fibroblast growth factor binding. Gene Ontology annotation, cellular component: extracellular region; synapse; plasma membrane. The transcript has 9 exons.
CGGUGCCCGCGCGCGGCAGGUGGCGGGCAGCGCAGAAGGAUGCGUUUCCUCCCGUGGGGACUGUGGCUGCUGUGUGUCGCCUCGCCCCCGGCCCGCGCCGACAGCGGCGGCAAGGCGAGGAGCUGCGCCGAGGUGCGGCAGCUGUAUGGGGCCAAGGGCUUCGGGCUCGGCGGCGUGCCCCAGGCCGAGAUCUCCGGGGAGCACUUGCAAAUCUGUCCCCAAGGCUAUACCUGCUGCACCAGCGAGAUGGAAGAGAACUUUGCAAACAAAAGCCGGAGCGAGUUUGAAGCCAUGACGAAGGAGGCGGGUCGCUCGGUGCAGACAAUCCUAACGGCUCAGUACAGAAGCUUCGAUGGUUAUUUCCAGGAUUUGCUGAACAAGUCAGAAAAGGCUCUUUAUGAUGUUUUCCCAAGUAUGUAUGGAGAAUUGUACACGCAAAAUGUAAAGGUCUUCAAGGAUUUGUACAGCGAGCUGCGCCGUUAUUACAGGGGCUCCAAUAUCAACUUGGAAGAGGCCCUCAAUGAGUUCUGGACACGCUUGCUGGAGCGGCUUUUCAAGCUGAUGAAUCCCCAGUACCACAUCACAGAUGAGUACCUGGACUGCAUGGUGAAACAUGCGGAGCAGCACAAACCCUUCGGGGAGGUUCCCAGGGACCUGAAGGUGAAGGCAACCCGAGCCUUCAUUGCAGCACGCUCCUAUGCCCAGGGCUUUCUUGUGGGCAGUGAUGUAGUCAAAAAGGUCUCUCAGGUAUCACUCAGCCAUGAGUGCACUCGCGCCAUAAUGAAGCUGAUGUACUGUCCCCACUGCCGGGGCAUGUCCAGUGUGAAGCCAUGCAACAACUACUGCCUCAACGUUGUGAAGGGCUGCCUGGCCAACCAAGCGGACUUGAACACUGAGUGGAAGUACCUGAUGGAUUCUCUGAUCGUAGUGGCUGAUCGGAUUGCUGGACCGUACAGUGUAGACACUGUAAUAGGAACUAUUCACAUGAGAAUUUCUGAAGCUAUUUCGAACUUGCAAGAAAACAAAGACUCAAUCACAGCCAAGGUUUUCCAAGGCUGUGGAAAUCCCAAAAUCAACACAAAAGGCUCCAGUAGUGAAGAUAAGAAAAGGCGAGGGAAGGUCACGUUAGAAGCGAAACCGUCUACACUAGCACUGGAAAUGCUGAUUUUAGAUGCCAAAGGGAACUUGACAGCGCUCAAGUCUUACUGGGUCACCCUGCCAGGCGUGCUGUGCAGCAGGAAGGUCACGGCCAGCUCGGCAGCAGACGACAAGUGCUGGAACGGGAUGACCAAGGGCAGUUACCUGCCCGAGGUGAUGGGAGAUGGCCUGGCUAACCAGAUUAACAACCCAGAGGUGGAGGUGGACAUCACCAAGCCAGAUAUGACCAUUCGCCAGCAGAUCAUGCAGCUGAAGAUCAUGACAAACCGGCUGGGCAACGCCAACAUCGGGAAUGACGUGGAUUUCCAAGACGCGAGUGACGACGUGAGCGGCUCCGGGAGCGGUGACGGCUGUCCUGACGACGUCUGCGGCAAAAGACUCGCUAAGAGCCCCAGCACCAGACAGCCAGAAACGCACGCCAUUCCCAAGCAGUCGGGACACGGCGUCAGCGGGGCCAGCAGCACGCCGUUGCCUUCUGCCUUCCUCAUCCUCCUUUCGGCGGCUUUUGUCGCCACGCAGCACUUGUGGCGGUAACUCGCUAGCACAGCCGGGAAAGAGACUGCGGCCGAGGGCUUCACUUUGCCAAAACCAACCACCCGACCGACAAAAAGGACAUAUUUAAUUCACCUUGGCAAAAAAAAAAAAAAAAAAGGAAAAAAGAAAAAAAAAGGGAAAAAAAAGAAAAGAAAAAAGAAAUGAGGGAGGAGAAAAAAGUUGCAGUUGUUUGCUAUUUCUGGCAGUGCUCGAGCUGUUUUCUUCCUUCUAGGUCCUUCCCCAGCACAGGGCCCUCCUUUCCAUACUUCAUUGGUUUAAUUUUGAUAUUGCCACGAAUUUUGUUGUUGCGGGGGCUGAACGGCGCCUUUGCAGAGAGGCCCGCCGGGGCCGCCGGCCCGCUACCUGCGGCGGGACGCGCAGUGCCCGGAGCCCGUCCCGCGCCCGCGGGCCGGGGCCGGGAGCAACGCCGCCUCGUCGGACGAGAGACUGCGAGCGGCCGCGCUCCUCGGGCGCCGCGUUCGGGGGCUCUUCGGGGGGGGGGGUCCACUGUGCUUCUUAAGCAGACAGAGAUGCUCCUUCACCUCCAUCGUUGUAUGUCGUAGGGGUGCGUGCGGAUUUGGCGGGUCGAACCAAAACAGUUUGGCAGUGGCUGUUGGACCCAAAAAUGCAGAACUCCCUUUUUCUUUGGAAAGGUCGCAGGUGGAUUUCUUGACUAGAGCUUGUAGCUGAUGACAAUGUUGGAUGUAGGUCUCCUACAUCUCAGUGACUGGGAAUGAGUGUUAGGGUUGGGGUGUGGGGUAUUUUCCUUUGCAUGCUAGUUGGAAAGCCAUUUUUUUUAAACCCAAGUAAUAACGGUCCAAUUUCUACCUGCAGUGCAGUACCGUGGUAGGUAACUGAGAGAUGAAAACAUGCACAGUAGGAUGCUUCACUCGACAGACAGUUGUGCUGCCUCUUCCUCCUCUGGCCCCAGCCCCAGAUGCGAGUGCCUGGUUUUGGUAGCAAGAAAGACUGGGGAUGCCGGAGCGCGGCAGCCGGCUGUGGGAGCUCCCAGCGGGCAUGCGCGGGCACGGACCCCAAGCUGCUGCCGUGCCAUGGGUGGAGAGGGGCCGGCGGCUCGUAGCAGCUGCACGCAGCAGACGGUGGAGCAUCUCCUGGGUCCUGCUGGGGAGGAGCUGUGGCUCAGUGCUGGU